This is a messenger RNA of Trichomonas vaginalis G3, 684 nucleotides long. RefSeq lists its product as uncharacterized. The transcript has a single exon. The record is from RefSeq and is a predicted model, not a curated record. The coding region runs from base 1 to 684 and encodes 227 amino acids. Lineage: Eukaryota; Parabasalia; Trichomonadida; Trichomonadidae.
AUGGAUGUUUCUUUUGACCACCAAGCAAGUGUAUAUUUAGAUACAGUUAAUCGAAAUAAAAGUGCCGCACCUUUAAGAUCAAUUAGUACCGAAGAUCCAUCAGUAACAACUGUAUUUGAUCCAAUUGUUAAUAGGAUAAAUUCUAUUGAAGAACGCUUAAAUGCAUCAGAUUCUAUCUUCAGACUUGCAGCUCAGUCAAACACAAUCAAAGAUAAAGAAAGAAGAGAGCAAAUUAGAAAUUUAUCUCAAUACGCAAAUCAAUUAAAUCAAAGAAUAGACAACAUUGAAAACCAACUUAAAGGUAUUCAAGAUAUGGUUAUAAAAACAGUUGAUGAAGAAUAUUCUAAGAAUGAUCAGACAGCAGCUAUUAAAGCUCUCAUUGAGGAAUCAAAAGCGAAAUUUACAGAUAGGUUUUCUAAACUAGAAGCUUUAAUCUUAGAAAGUAACAAGAAAAAUACAAAAGCUAUUAAAAAGCUUAAAAAUCAGUUGCAGAUCAUCCAAAGUACACCACAGGAUGAUCCACAAGUUGAAGAAAUACAAGCUCAGAUUGCUGAGAUGAAGAGAUAUCAAGAUAAUGUAAUGCAGUUAAUGAGAACCGCAAUGCAACAAAGUGAGCAUGACUACGGUCAGGUUGCAAGUGAACUAAACGGUGUUUGGUCGCAAAUUGCAACAAAAAGAGUCUAA